AUGACUUUGGGCCCUUCCUAUGAGGGGAGUGAUGGGGCGGCCAGGGUCCUCUCCUGGGACACGGCCCUUACUCUGCGCUUCAUUGAGAGCACCUCCGCAGUCAGCCUGGCCGUCCAGAGGAGCGGGGAAUCCCAACCCCACCAGCUUCCCCACAAACAGGUGCUGCUCAGCCAGCUGCUGGAGAUCAUUAAGGCUGAGCCACGCAGCUCCCUGCUCUCCACAGUUCGUCAGGAGGCAAUGGUGGCCAUCGGGCACCUGAGUAAAGUGAAGCAGCCACUGAGCUGUGAAAAGAAUCAGGAGUUGAUGGAGCAGUGUCUUGAUAGUGUCUUCUCCCUGCCUCCCCAGGAGUUCACUGCGGAUGUGGGGCCCAUCCAGACUCUUUAUGCCAGCACCAUGGCCACCCUGGAGGGGCUAAUGGAGAUGUUGCUGGAGGAGGAUGAGACGCCAGAGCGACUCCAGAGAACCUUCCGGCUCCUGCAGAGAUGGCUGGUGUCAGAGCAGGUGUGGGAGCGUGCACGUGCCAUGCGGGUCAGUACCCACCUGCUGAGGGCGUAUCUCCAGAUGGUUACCAUCACCACACAGAUCCCUCCUGGCCAGUUCAGCACCCUGGCUGGGACGCUGGGCCCCUACACCUGUGACUCACUGGGCAGCAUCCGCCAGGGUGCAGGGGAUGCCAUCAGGUGCCUGCUAGACAUACAAGUUACCAAGCAGCCUUGGACCCUGAGGGGCCGAGAUAAGGAGUGGGCGCUGAGGUGCAUGUGUCAGGAGCUGCAGAGUGCAGAUCCCGGCAAGGUGUGGGAUGCAUCUAUCAAACUGGCCAAAAUCGUCAGCAGGGCCCUGCCCAAGGCGGAGAUCCUGCCCUUCACCCAGACCCUGCUGGAGAGCCUGGGGGCCGUGAGCCAGGCCUGUGACCAAGCCAGUGUCCUGUGGUUUCACACGCUCCUGACAGACCGCGCCAGUGACCUGAAGGACACAGUCCAGGCCAUCCUGAGCAUCACCAGCACCUACCUGCGCUGCACGGAGGACCCUGCGCCGAGAGGGCUCCUGGCCCAGGCAGUCUCGCUGCUGGCUCAGCACCACCAGGAGACUGUGAUCACCUACCUCCUACAGCGCCCCCUGCCAUUGGAUAGGGACAGCAAGGAGCUCUGGGCAGCUCUGGCUGCUGAGGAUUUCUUCCAGGAUAUCCUAAAGGAUUUGCUAGACCGGAUCCCCAGGGGGCCAGCAGCAGAGCAAGGGGCUGAGACCCAGGAGGUAGCAGUUGCCAGUCCCCUCUCGGUGGUCUGUGCCAUCGGCGAGGUGGUGAUGGGGGCAGCGGUCGGGAAUGGACUAGGCUCACUGCUCCCUGAGCUCUGCUAUGCCCUCCUGUACCAGCUCAGCCGCACCCUGGACAGCGACAUGCCAUUGCCCUCCAGGGCUGAGAGACCCCUGGCCGGCCCAAAGGGAGCUGCACCCCCACCCUCCACCCCCCGCAGGUAA
This is a messenger RNA of Chelonia mydas (Green sea turtle), 1476 nucleotides long. Its product is annotated as maestro heat-like repeat-containing protein family member 2A. The record is from RefSeq and is a predicted model, not a curated record. NCBI's taxonomy places the organism in Eukaryota, Metazoa, Chordata, Testudines, Cheloniidae. Gene Ontology annotation, cellular component: cytoplasm. Bases 1 to 1476 code for a protein of 491 amino acids. The transcript has 12 exons.